Erinaceus europaeus (western European hedgehog) is the source of this 572-nucleotide messenger RNA. RefSeq names its product microtubule associated protein 1 light chain 3 gamma (gene MAP1LC3C). The transcript is spliced from 5 exons. Gene Ontology annotation, biological process: macroautophagy; autophagosome assembly; autophagy of mitochondrion. The coding region runs from base 48 to 572 and encodes 174 amino acids. Gene Ontology annotation, cellular component: autophagosome membrane; autophagosome; cytosol. Gene Ontology annotation, molecular function: ubiquitin protein ligase binding. Lineage: Eukaryota; Metazoa; Chordata; Mammalia; Eulipotyphla; Erinaceidae. The record is from RefSeq and is a predicted model, not a curated record.
GGAGGGGGAAUAAGUUCUUAACUGGUAACACACAGCUGCUGAGCAAAAUGCAGUCUCCACAGAAAAGCCCAAGCCUCAGACCUUUCAAGCAAAGGAAGAGCUUAGCAACCAGGAAAGAAGAAGUUGCUGGAAUCCAGGCCAAAUUCCCUGGCAAGAUCCCGGUGAUAGUGGAGCGCUACCCAAGGGAAAAGGUUCUGCCCUCAAUGGACAAGAUCAAAUUCCUGGUCCCUCAGGAGCUGACCAUGACCCAAUUCCUCAGUGUCAUCCGGAGCCGCUUGGUCCUAGGAGCCACUGAAGCCUUUUACUUGCUGGUGAACAAUAAGAGUCUGGCCAGUACCAGUGUGACCAUGGCAGAGGUCUACAGGGACUACAAAGACGAGGAUGGCUUCGUGUACAUGACCUAUGCCUCCCAAGAGAUGUUUGGCUGGUGGGAGUCUGCAGAAUCUGAGGAUGGGAGCAGCCUGGGUCAGGGGCAGACCCUGCCGUUCUAUCUACUGAGGGUCAAGAAGAACUCGGCCUCUGAUGAGGAGCAUCCUAUGCUGGCUGAGAAACUGGUUUCUUCCGGAGUGUGA